UACAUGAAGAAGCUCCCACCAACGGAUUGUCCCGAUAACAUAGCGCUAUAUAAGUAUGUAACCUUUUGAGCCCUUCACUUCAGCUCAAAACCAUCAGGUCAGCACACCUUGCAUUUCAGAUUUUCCGGAUCCAAUUCUUCCUUCUGCUACUGAGUCUAUUCCAGAGAGCGAAACAAUAUGAUCAGUCCCCGGAAACUCAUCAGGAUAGCUAGGAAGUGGCAGAAAGCAGCUGCUCUGAGACGGAAAAGAAUCUCAUUCCUGGAAGCUAAUGGAAGCGAGGGGAAGCCGAGCAGCUCUGAGGAGCCGUGCCUUGCCGGAAAAGGCAACUUCGUGGUCUACACAGUGGAUCAGAAGCAGUUUGAGUUCCCGAUAAAGUAUCUCAGCAACCCCAUUGUCAUGGAGCUCCUCAGGCUGUCCGAGGAAGAGUUCAGCUUGUCCAGAGAUGGGCCAAUCACGUUGCCUUGUGACAUAACAUCCUUGGAGCACAUAAUCUCGUUAAUCCGAGGGAAAAAGGGUGGAGUUAUCAGCAGAGAUUAUAAGAUCAUUGCAGCCAGUAGAUGUUCAUUGCCUACAUCAUUUCAUCAAAGACAGGAGUUGCUGUUGUGUUCUUAGAUUUUUUUUUUUUCUUUGUUUUAGGAUUUGUUGAAUAGAGAAGGUUGUAACAGCAAAUCACAGCUCUGCUUUCUCCUCUUCCUGUUACUGACUUCUUCCUGCUUGAUCAAUGAUUGAAUAUAGAGCUGACGUAUGAGAGGUUUCUGUGAAA
Molecule: messenger RNA, 763 nt
Organism: Punica granatum (pomegranate)
Lineage: Eukaryota; Viridiplantae; Streptophyta; Magnoliopsida; Myrtales; Lythraceae
Source: RefSeq, a predicted model, not a curated record